Molecule: messenger RNA, 1181 nt
Organism: Lytechinus variegatus (green sea urchin)
Lineage: Eukaryota; Metazoa; Echinodermata; Echinoidea; Temnopleuroida; Toxopneustidae
Exons: 1
Coding region: 562-1179 (205 amino acids)
Source: RefSeq, a predicted model, not a curated record
CUCGUAACUUAAUAAUUCAACCUUUUUUCAAGUUAGAUAAAUCAAUCUUAGCAAUUAUUUUUACAUUAACGUCAUCAAUGUUUACCCAUCAUAACCAUGGUAACAGUCGCGACAGUGGCCCUGCAAUGAUUAAAUGCUCUUUUGAUGCGACACACGGUGUUGCGCAAUGACCGUAAACAUGGUAAAUGAACUCGUGUGUCUAUCGACAUAGAUGAUGGGGAUUCCCCAGACAUGAUGUUUAUAAACAUUUUUUUUUCUGUAUCGUGAUAAGUCGAGGAGCCGUGCUGGUUUAGUGUGGAACCAAUAUCAUUCGGUGCAUACAUGACCAUUAUUACGGUGAAAACUAUUUAUGGUUUAGAAGACCAGGAUUGUUCAAAGUGAUAUUUUCAACUUAUUAUUCUUGGACAAUGUUAUCGUGACAUUAAAUUUCAGAUCCUUGAUCAAUUAGUGAUUGCUUCUUUCUUUAGCUAAAACCCCCUGAACCUGAAGCUAUAAAUUGCAUUGUCGAUAAUAUCGAACAGGACUACUUCUUCAACAUUUCUGAGAGAAAAUCCAGAAAAAAUGGAAUUUUGUCGAGAAUUCAGAAUGCAUUCGGUCGAGGAAUAUUUCAAGCGUCUGUAUUUAACUUUCAGAGAUGAAUUCAGCAUGCGAUCCCGUGGUCGCAAGCAAUUUGCUGCUUUCUCUUUGGACAUGGCUGGACUUGACAGUGAAAAGCCUAUCUACCGAGGUCAUCCAUUCGGAGGUGGUGGAUUCCUCAGUUGGGAUUUUGCCGUCACUACAAGCUGCAGAGAGGCAAAUGGCACCAUUGAGCACGCUGAACAACGAGUCCUCUGUCAUCUCAUAUCGAAUCUCCAAGAUCUGGUACACCUGAAUGACCACGCCCAACAUUCGCUGUACCUCUUCACCUACUUCUCCCCAUGUAAUGAUUGCAUCAUCUUCAUUGAUCAGCUCCUGAAUGGAUUGAAGACGACUCUGCCGAAGCUGCAGAUAUAUCUUGGAUACAUCGAGAUGUACGUGGAUGCACAAGACCGAAGAUUAACGAGUUCAGCCGAACGGUCAAUGGAAAAUCUCAAAACCGUGUAUGCCCUGGAGCGACAGUUUCCGAAGUUUCAUGUAAUGGAGAUCCCGAAAGUGAUGAAUCAGUCAAGUUCUUACCCGAAGCUUUACAUCGAGUCAUGAGA